GCGCGCAAACCGCUGCCUCCAAAAAAAACAUAAAAAAUAACGCUUUAGUGGUUGGCUGAUGGUUGAAUUGAAAGUUAACUUUUUCAAAAUAUCAAAAAAAAAUUUGUCACUGAGGUGAACUACGGCGGCGGAACGUGUCGCUGUCGAUUAGCUCCGUGUGUGAUCGCACUCCUUCGUAGUUUAUUGCGCUAUCGGUGACUCGAAAAUGGCGCGGUUACUUGUUUAUUUGACGCUAGCAGCGCUGACAUCAUCGGCCCUGCCCGAAGCCACGCCGCCGGCGCCGGCGCCAGCGGGCGGGGCCGCGCCGCCCGCGGCCGAGGCGCGCGCCGACGAGCUGCCCGCCGCCUCCGGCGAGGACGCCGAGGACCCGCCCGAAGGGUACUACGCCUUCGUUGAGUCGCCUAAUGCCACACCGCCGAGAGUGCGCCCCCCGCCGUACCGGCAGGUCGCGGCGGAGUGCCCCGAGGCCGCCGACCCGCGGCCGCACGUGACCGCGCACAACCUCUGCGGGGACCUCAACUUGGGCGUCAUCCCGCGCAACCCCAUGGGCCAGAGCCCCGCCGGGGAGCCCUACCCCUUCGAGCUGAUCCGCAACCAGACGCUGCGCUUCCUGUCGCGCACGCUGCCCGUGCUGCGCGCCGACGACACGCUGCCGCGCGUGGCGCAGCUGGCGGCGCCGCCGCGGGCCGGCGACAGUUUUUGUAUGCUGUACCGUGCGAUCAACGGUGACAGCUCAUCAGCAGGUGGAGUUGAACGUCGCGAGGACCCUGGCCCAGCACCGCAUCCGCACUCUCCUCAUACACACCAUCCCAGAUACGAAGGUCCUCCCACACCGUGCCCAGCUCGCGUGGAAUACGCGACGCCGGUGUUCGCUCGUAACUACCAGGGCGUUUGGCGAUACGUGGUCCAAAUUCCCUACGAGGGCUAUUUCACGCAAACUGUAGAAGUCACAAGAUGUAUGCAAUCUCGUUGCCACUACUUAGAAGGCGGCUGCCUUAGCUCACCGCGGUGGGUGUCGCUGCUGGUGGCCGAACUCCAUUACCCUCAGGAGUACCAGCAGACGCAGUACCUGCAGCGGCGCGCGGGCGUCGCGAGCAGCGAGGAGGCCGCGGCCGCCACCGACAAGCCGCCGCACUGCGACGGGCACGACGAGCUGGGCUGCUACCAGGUGCGGCUGUACUACGACUGGUUCCUGGUGCCCGGCUCGUGCAAGUGCUGGCGGCCCGACUACUUCGCGCGCUACGUGCGUCGCCGCCACUCCACCAACGAGCUCUGAGACUUCGUCGGACCGUCCCUCGCGUCGGUGCCGAACCGAACGUUUGCCGACGAAUGCGCCGUCUGACCCUUUCGUCGGCCCGGUUCGUUCGGUUCGGUGUCUUACGAUUUGAUAAGAAAUUUUGCAAUAAUAGUUUACGUCUCGAUUUGUUUGUUUUGGCGAAGCGACGCGAUAACAACUAGGUAGAUGACACUUAUUUCUCCAGUGGUGCUAAUUCUGAGUUCAGGAGUUGUGACUUCAAGACUGUAUUUUAUAAAGCUGUUAUUAUUAAUUGUAAGCGUAACGUAGGUACCUACACCAAAACAUUGUAGACUUACGAGAAAGGACAGAUCUCUGUUAUCGACUAAUUAAUAACUGUAAUCGGCAAUAUUAGAUAAUUUCGUUGCUUCGAAAUCGACAAUUUGUUCAACUGUACGGUUUAUGUACAAAAGUACAUUAUUUAAUAGAUCAGUAUGGUUUGAACGUUAGCUCAAUGUGCAUUUAUAUUUUUAGUUGUAGAUGUAGGUUUCGAGUUACUUAUAUAAUUUA
Molecule: messenger RNA, 1804 nt
Organism: Hyposmocoma kahamanoa
Lineage: Eukaryota; Metazoa; Arthropoda; Insecta; Lepidoptera; Cosmopterigidae
Gene: spz6
Product: translation initiation factor IF-2
Exons: 9
Coding region: 206-1276 (356 amino acids)
Biological process (GO): regulation of Toll signaling pathway; innate immune response; central nervous system formation
Cellular component (GO): extracellular region
Molecular function (GO): growth factor activity; Toll binding
Source: RefSeq, a predicted model, not a curated record